UUUGUUGUUUUGUAGUAUGUAACGUUUUAAUUCUAACAAAGUGUGAACGCGCGAGAGAUGAAUCCUAAUGAAGUAGAGUUCCUCGGUGAAAAGCAGCUGGUUAGUAUAGUGCCGAAUUUUACAUCGGAUGUGAUUUACUUGAUCUCGGGCUCGGUAGGACCGUUUCGCGCGGGUUUGCCCGUAAAGGUGCCGAUCUGGCUCGCCGUAUACCUCAAACAGAAACAGAAGUGUCGGAUCGUCAGUCAGGAAUGGAUGGACAUCGAAAGCCUAAUCGAGAGGAAAGAGAUGGAGAAGAUGUCCAAAUUGUUCACGGAGAUGCCCAGUUAUCAUUAUAUAGAUGAAAGCCAAAUUUUGCUGAAUAUAGCAAAUGACGACAUACCCAAUGCAGAUGGAAUAAGGAUUGCUGUGAAGGACAUAUGGGAUACAAGAAUGUCUAAGCUACGCACAUCUGUGGACGCUUUUGUAAAGAGCGAAGGUGUUCAUGCAAGACUAGAUCAUCUUACUGCGAUGGAGAUUAAUAGUAUACGUCCAUUACUGCCACAUGCAUUAGAUCAAAUGUUACGGAUACAGUCUGCAAAUUCGGGAGAAUCAGAUUCUCAGAGUAGUGUGUGAAGAAAUUGAAGUAUCAAAUUAUUUACAUCAUUAUUGUUUACAAACUUAUGCGGGAAAUAAAACACUAGCUCAUCCGACCACUUGCAGCCGUCCUUGUGAUGAAUACAGUAAACGAUGGAGCUCAUUAUUGCCUUUUCUGCUUCCGUGUCUUGGAAGUUCUGCAAAAGAAAUCCAUACUGCGGAAAACGUUAUCACAGAGAUCCGAGAAACAGAACACAAUAUGAAAGCUUCGGGGGGAUGCUGCGCUGUGGGAGAUAUUGCCGCGUGCCGAGCGCCACGUGGGCGGUUGCAACCCAAGAAUACUUUUUUAAGUAUUCUAUUGUCGCGCGCGUUUGUGCUUGUUUACUCGUAACGACUUCUUUAAACGUUUGUAUUGUUUAAACCUUCAUUUUGACACAAAUAUGACUUUCAGUCGUUUUAUUUUUAUUUUCCAGUGUUUAUCAAUAAAGAUAGAAAUUAAAGCCGCAGCAUUUAUUUGCAUUUCAAUGAAGUUCAAAUGCUUUUAAAUUUUCAGGACAUGCAUAAAAAAUUGUUAUA
Molecule: messenger RNA, 1149 nt
Organism: Pseudomyrmex gracilis
Lineage: Eukaryota; Metazoa; Arthropoda; Insecta; Hymenoptera; Formicidae
Gene: Psf2
Product: probable DNA replication complex GINS protein PSF2
Exons: 6
Coding region: 58-612 (184 amino acids)
Biological process (GO): DNA replication; double-strand break repair via break-induced replication
Cellular component (GO): GINS complex; nucleus
Source: RefSeq, a predicted model, not a curated record